This is a messenger RNA of Penicillium riverlandense, 798 nucleotides long. RefSeq lists its product as uncharacterized. The transcript has 2 exons. The record is from RefSeq and is a predicted model, not a curated record. Bases 1 to 798 code for a protein of 265 amino acids. Lineage: Eukaryota; Fungi; Ascomycota; Eurotiomycetes; Eurotiales; Aspergillaceae.
AUGAACAAGUCCUCCCAGGAAAAGAUCACUUCUAAGCUCUUGCACAUGCUACGAAAUGUGGCAGGAGGGAAAGAAGUCUUAGAUUCUUUGAUGUCCGAUCACAAACGCUGUGGUUUGGUAGCUAAAAACCUCUACAAUGUCUGUGAGGAAUUGGCUCAGGAUAGGGAGCGGAUCGAAAGCGGUAUCGAAAGAGCGACAGAGCUGGAUCCGACCAUGAAAAAUAUGCUCAGAGAAAUUGGGAUUGAAUCACCGUUGCUGGAGACAUCAACUAAAGCAAGCAGUGGACAAGGGAUUGGGCAUGGUCAAGUGGAUGAUCGUUUCCACGCUGGCGACAUGGCGCCACAGACUCGACAGCCUCGGCCGAGUGCGACGCAGCGCUCGUCUCUCCAUCAGGGACUGCCGGUCACAACCCAGAGACAGUCUCCUCCGCAGCCCAUCUCGGACCUGAGCGUGUCGUGGCCAAUGAACCAAAAUCCAUAUCCAAGCUCAGGAAAUCCUCCAUCGAACCACGUCCAGCCCCCGUCUCAUCUCGCGCCGGGCCUCCCUCAAGGCCCGGUGGGCACAAUGCAGCAGCAAAAUGGAUUCACCGUUGAUCCGGGGCAGUUUGGCGCCUCGACUGCCAACGGCAACGGACUCUCUGUGCACCCCUCUCAGAUUCCGACGACUCAGCAGGGUAUGGCUAACUGGGAGUUUGCUACACAAAACCCAGUUUCCGCCGCAUCUACAAAUGGCCAUACCCAGCAUCCCGAUAUAUACGACCUUGACCGCUUUUUUACUAGCCUGGGGGAGAAUAUUUAA